AUGGACAAGAAAGAUAAGAAAGAAAGAAAAUCCAAGACUUCAACUGUGGACUGCAAGGAAACGUUUCCAUCACUUUGCGUUGACGUCAAAACAACAAAAACCGCAGUUCUUUUGCUGAACUCAACGGAAGAGGACGUUAUCAUCACAGCAUGUGAAGCCAUCUUCGAAUUUGCAGCGGAAGAUGCUAACAAAGUUUAUCUCAUGGAACUUGGAGUACUGCAGCCUCUCGGUCAACAUAUCACACACAUUAAUGAGCUGAUCAGACAAAAUGCAUUCAAGGUUUUGGGCACCAUGGCCAGCAACAGUGCCGUAGGUAAUGCUCUGCAACAAAUGGAUUUAAUUCCACAGAUUAUUGAAAAACUCUCCCUUGAUGAUGUCAUCAUUCAAGAGUAUGGAGCCUUGUGCCUCUCAUGUCUGUCACUGGAUCCCGGCUGCAAGAUUCAAAUCUUUGACAACAAAGGCCUGCCAGUAUUAAUCAAGCUACUUUCCUGUGCAGAACCAGAUAUUCAGAAGAACUCUCUGGAGACCAUUUAUAAUUUGGUUCAGAACAGCCAAUUUUGUCCCCAUGUUGUCGAGUUGGGCGGCAUCCCUUUAGUUCUGGAAUGUCUUCAUUCGGACUACCCGAUCAUUCAGGAGCUGGCUUUAAAAAUUCUGGAGAAAGUCACGACUGACAAAGAGUCAUACAGCACAAUGAGGAAAGAGCUGGCAUUUGAUAAGCUCAUAGAGAUCAUCAAAAACGUGGAUUUCAAUGAUCUCCAUGUUGAGACUUUGCAGGUUCUUUUUAAUUGUGUGAAUGAUAGUGAGAAUUUUCAGAUCAUCCUGGAAGGGGGAGGACUAGUGAUUAUUUUCCAGCUGAUGGUGCCCCCUAAAUUGUCAGAGACGGAGAAAUUAGAAAUACCUUUACUACCUGUUAAGUGCAACAAAAAUGAAAUCCAGUCAAGUGCUGUUCAAUGCAUGGCCAGAGCUGCUCAGAACCCUGAAAAUCACAAAGAUCUCCACGAUUUAAACGUUGAGGAAAUCUUGAUAGAAAUUCUCUCUGGCGACAACGAUUGUGCGAAAGCAUUUGUUUGCCAAGUUAUGACUGGAAUGAGCUCCUUCUUAUCCAGCAAAGAACGCGUCAGGGAAUUAGGUGGUUUAACUGCUUUGAUACGUUUACUGAGCAGCGGAAAUGUGUCAGUGAGAAGGGAAGCAGUCCAGGCCCUUGAUCACCUCACAGCUGGACACGAGCAAAACUCAUUGACACUAUAUGAAGAAAAAGGACACGAGAUUCUCAUCCAUCGUCUCGGCGACAGCUGUCCCAAAAUAGUGACCGUUGCUGCAGCUAUACUUUGCAGGAUUGUGGAUCAGGAAAGCAUUCGAUGUGACUUGUUAUCUCUGGGGGCCAUACCUGCACUGGUGGAGCCCUUAAAAUCAACAGACUCACAGGUCCUGAUUAACGCUACAAUGUUAAUCUGCAAACUGGUGCUUGAUGCCGGUGCCAGAACAGAGAUGCAGAGCGCUGGUGGUCUUGAACCAUUAGUCCAUCUGCUGCGUUCCACAAAUAUGGAGGUGUUGCGCUCCACGUGCAUGGCAAUCAGCAUUUGUGCAAAGGAUGAGCCCACGUCUGUGGAGAUGUGCAAAUUUGGUGCUCUGGAACUGCUGGAUGAAAUCAACCAGUCAGACAAUAGUAGGAGCAAGUUCAGCGAGUUUGCCUUAAGCAGUCUCAUGCAGUCCAGCAUGUCCCUUAAAUUUGGUUUGACAGAUAAUUUGUCCUCAACGGAUAUGAUCACUGAUGGCUUCUAUGAUGCAGGGAAGUUGCGUUUUGAUGAGAAAGUUUUGACUUUAGCGGAUCUUUUCAUGGAGCCAUUGAACCAACACCUGCCUGUCGUCGUUGUCAAUACAGCAGUCGAGGUGUAUUUACGUACGAGGAAUACGGAGAGAGGGCAACCGACCGAGAGAUAUUGGAAAGUGAUGAAUGAUUCCGCUUUGAGGGGUUUAGUUAAAGAGGUGAAAGAAUCCAUCACCCCUUUGAAAGACAAACACAAACAAUAUGUUGAAUUGGCCAGGAAAGUAAGCAAAGUCAUGGGCGGAGCCAUCGAGAAAGAAGACCUGCACACUUUUGGAUGGCUCCUGCACAUCUCCCUCCUCAAAUGUAAAAUGCAUUGUAAUGUCAUCCCCAUCGGCAUGAUCACCAAAGGAUUCUACUGUCACAGGGCCCUUCUUUUCAAGUACUUGGCUGAUUGCAUCGGCCUGAGUUGUAGUUUGGUAAGAGGAGACUACAAUCGAGCUUGGAAUGAAGUAUUAGUCUGCAAGAGAGACGAGCGUUCUUCACAGCCAUGUCGCUACAUUGUGGACCUCAUGCACCAGCCUGGAACUCUCUUGAGAGCCCAUACACCUGCCGCCUUUCGCUAUCACAGUAUAUAG
This is a messenger RNA of Syngnathus typhle (broad-nosed pipefish), 2403 nucleotides long. RefSeq names its product armadillo repeat-containing protein 3-like. The record is from RefSeq and is a predicted model, not a curated record. The transcript is spliced from 16 exons. Gene Ontology annotation, molecular function: protein binding. NCBI's taxonomy places the organism in Eukaryota, Metazoa, Chordata, Actinopteri, Syngnathiformes, Syngnathidae. The coding region runs from base 1 to 2403 and encodes 800 amino acids.